AUGGAAGCCGUCGGCGCUGCAUCAGCAAUCCUCUCGAUUGCGACAGCUGGGGUCCAGUGCUCCGUCCGGUUGAUCUCAUUUGCAGCACAGAUCAAGACCGCACCGGAGCGAAUUACACAUAUUGCAGAAGACGUCUCCUUGAACACUAGCAUUCUGCAGCAGGUCGGUGAGUUGAUCAAACAAAGCGCCGAUGGAGGUGAACUGCCAGGCUGCCCGGAGAAUGAAGGAGGACAAGAACAGCAUUCGAGGAUCGCCGGAGAGGGGACCAAGCCUACUGAGGCAAAGCAGGGUGUGUUCAGUGCCGCGGGAUUGGCUACAACCAUGAAGAUAGCCACUAAAUGCGAGGGUAUCUUCAGCGUUCUGGACGAUCUGCUACACAAAGCAAGUAGACAACUGAGUCAGGGACCGGGAAAGACCGUUCAAGUCAAGCUCAGCAGAGUGCAGAGACUAAAGUGGCCAUUUUUGCAACCAGAGAUGGAUACAAUACGUAAUGAGCUGAAAGACGCGAGGGGGACGUUGACAUUAAUGCUUCAAGUUGCUAUAGCCAACUGGCAAUCCCAACCCAAUACGGUGAUCAUUCCAUACUCUCGAGAAGAUCUAGCAUGGCUUAAGAGAUCGAUCGUGGCCAUUCGAAAAACACAGACUCUUGAGAGCAACCCACAGAAAGAGAGCCUAUCGACGAGCGUUGCUUCGUUUGAAUUGAAUACUUGCCAGUUUCCAGAUGUCCCCGCGACGACUAAUAGUAAAGGUUCAGAGGCAAUGUUCGACAAUACUGAUCACGAAUCGGCAUCAAAUCCUAAAACCCGAGAGCGUUCUAUAUUUGACCCAAUACCUGACCCAGACGGAAAGUUGCUGGAGCUUUUCACUUCCUCUCACAGGCAACAGGAAUGCACCCAAACUGGAGCCACUUCCGAGCCAGCAGGGCCUUCAUCGGCGACUUUAACUGUGCAUUUAUUUACCCCACAAGCUUCGAUUCAAGACAAUGAAAUCCAAGUUAACCACCGCUAUCACACAGCCAACCUUUCCUCGAAGGAGAUUAAAUCCCAACUGGAUGCAUGGAAAUAUUCUACGCCUUCUAGUAUCUGUGAGCAAUUACAGGUCCUGACGCUCAAGGAGCGUGUUGCGUUGGACACGAACAACCUCAUCUUUCACACCACACCGUAUCCAUGGCACAAGCCAAAAUUGGAAUGGAUACAUUUCGGCGAGUAUGUCCCAGUCAUCGAGGGUUUGGAGACGCCAAAAGCCAGAGCUUUGACCGUUAUUACGAGUUCAGAGACGCCAGGUCUACCGUCUCCCAGGGACCAUGGUCCUCAUUGGACCAUGGGCAAGCAGGACAAACCCGUGCCUCGUCCACAACCAGCUUUAAGGCCAAAGCUGAAAGCGGAACUAGAGGAUAUAGAUGAUACGAUUGCAGCAACCGGCGCAGGGUCAGCAGUUGCGGUCGGUGUUGCCCGCUCGGCCACAUCAUUGAAUAUUGAAACAGAAGAAGAAAACGAAGAGGAAGAGGAUCAAAACGACCAUUUAUCGGAGAAUGAUUGGGAGGUAGAAAAUGUUGUUCAAGGGCUUUUGGCCGCCUAUACUACCUGA
Messenger RNA from Aspergillus bombycis, 1587 nucleotides. RefSeq lists its product as uncharacterized. The coding region runs from base 1 to 1587 and encodes 528 amino acids. NCBI's taxonomy places the organism in Eukaryota, Fungi, Ascomycota, Eurotiomycetes, Eurotiales, Aspergillaceae. The record is from RefSeq and is a predicted model, not a curated record. The transcript has 3 exons.